GGUUGCAAUAUUACAUGAGCUGAAGCAAGCAAAUUUCUCUGCAACAAGUUGUGAUAGGUAUGAACAACACAAGUGAGAUGUGAUGGAUUUAACAGAGUUGGAGAGGUUACCGGAUGAAUGCAUGGCCCAUGUUCUUUCCCUCACGUCCCCCAAAGACGCUUGCCGAUCAGCCUCCGUCUCCUCCUCCUUUCGAUCGGCCGUGCAAUCCCAAACUCUUUGGCAACGUUUCUUACCCCAUGACUAUCGUCAAAUCAUCUCUCGAUCCCUUGCUCCUCCUCUCCCAUUCAUCUCCUCUCUCUCUAACAAGGACCUCUACUUUCGUCUCUGCGACUCCCCCAUCUUCCUCGACGAUGGCAAUCUGAGUUUCUCAUUGGAUAAACUGAGUGGUAAAAAAUGUUGGAUGCUGGGAGCCAAACUGUUGAGCAUUACAUGGGCAGACACUCCAGAAUACUGGGAAUGGAAUUCCCUACCCGAAUCCAGGUUCUCCGAAGUGGCUGAGCUCAGACUUGUAUGGUGGCUUGAGAUUAAGGGAUACAUAGACACUAAAAUAUUGUCCCUGCGAACAACCUAUGCAGCUUACCUGGUAUAUCAGCUCCCAGAAGAAUCACAAUGGGGGUUUCUGGGAAUACCUAUGACGGUGCGUGUCACCAAUGAACAAAAUGAAGUUGUAGCUGAGCAUGAUGUGUUCCUGGCAGACAAGCCAGAAGAUGUGCCAGCUCCACAAGCUCAAAGCAGAGGAGAUGGAUGGAUGGAGAUUGAGUUGGGUGAAAUUUCCAAUCAAGAAGAUGAUGCUACUGUUGAGUUUUGUCUGAGGGAAACUGAGAGUGGCAUCCCUAAGGGAGGCCUCAUUGUGGAAGGUAUUGAGCUUAGGCCUAAACUAAAUUUGUAGUACAGGGAACGAAACUGCUAAGAUGUCAUCUACUCAAUAAUAAGUCUCUGAUCUAUACCGUUGUAAAAUGCAUAUGUUUUUCAUUUAUUUUGCAUUAAAGUUAUGAUAAUCGAGGGAGCUAGGUGGUUACUGCAGUUGUGCAAGAAUGCUGAAGAUUAGUAUAAUUAGUGUUUAGGGCAUGCUUGAAGUUCUUCUUUCAAAUAAUAAAAUGUCAUCCUCUUUCUUUUGUU
This is a messenger RNA of Fragaria vesca subsp. vesca, 1119 nucleotides long. RefSeq names its product putative F-box protein PP2-B12-like. Bases 83 to 889 code for a protein of 268 amino acids. Lineage: Eukaryota; Viridiplantae; Streptophyta; Magnoliopsida; Rosales; Rosaceae. The transcript is spliced from 4 exons. Gene Ontology annotation, molecular function: protein binding. The record is from RefSeq and is a predicted model, not a curated record.